Molecule: messenger RNA, 859 nt
Organism: Aspergillus candidus
Lineage: Eukaryota; Fungi; Ascomycota; Eurotiomycetes; Eurotiales; Aspergillaceae
Exons: 2
Coding region: 211-732 (173 amino acids)
Source: RefSeq, a predicted model, not a curated record
GUAUUGAGGUUGUUUGGGGCGACGAUGGUGUUUGCUUGGCCGGUGUAUCGGGUGACCGAGCCAGCGAUGAGAAACUUAUAAAGCCGUCGCUGUCCGCGUCGUCUACUCAAAGCAAUUCAUCCCAUCCAUCCAUCCAUCUUCCAAACCAGUUCGUUUUUCCCACCAGACCACUACUGUUUCCCUCAACUUUACCACCCAAUAUCCAUCAUCAUGCGUUUCCUCCCCAUCGCUGUCGUGGGCCUCGCGUCCGUCGCCGCCGCCGCCGAACUCAAGAGCUGGGACGACAUCAUGGGCGAUAUCCCCACCUGCAUCAAGAAGUGCAUGAACAACUUUUACAAAGACGGUGGUUUGGAGAAGGAGUGCGGUGCCCCCGAAAAGGCCACCGCCGACUGUCUCUGCAAGCCGGCCAGCUACAAGAUAAUUUCCGACACCGUGAGCAGCGUGGACGAGCUGCAAGACUGUCUGAAGGAAUCCUGCACCCAGUCCGAGCUCACGGAUAACAUCGACAAGAUCAACGGUAUGGGCGAACGAGCUCAAGAUUUCCAGGACCAGUGUGAAGACAAGGCCGACUCCGACUCCAAGGACGACUCCAAAGACGAUUCCAAGGACGAUUCCAAGGACGACUCCGAUUCCAAUGACGAUGCCGAUUCCAACGGCGCUGGCUCCCUCCUGCCCGGUGUGAGCAAGACUAUGCUUGCCGUUGGUGCUAUCCUUCUCCCCGUUGUGCUUUAAAUUGGAGGAUACUCUGGGAGCAUGGGUUUUUUCUUGUGGGGAUUUGGGGCCUUUCUUCAUAAUCGAUCCUUGGUUAUUGCCGGGUUUUUGCAUAUAAUGACUGCGAUACAUCGCCUAUACCAUUUUG